CUAUAAGAGGAGGCAGAGAGCGCCCGCCACCUCUCGUGCCCACGACGUACACGAUCCAGCGCUUGCCAAGUUGCAGCUAGCCACUCGUCAACUGUGUCCAAGUCAGUCUCGGCGUGCCUCGUGCGUACGUCCAUGGCCGCCAUGGCCGCUUCUUCUCCGGCAGUGUCCACCGUCCUCGCAGCCGUCGCGGUGGCGCUGCUCUUGGCGGCCGCCGGCGCGCCGACAGCGUCCGCGGCUCGCGCCUUCUUUGUGUUCGGCGACUCCCUCGUCGACAACGGCAACAACAACUACCUCGUGACGACGGCGCGGGCUGACGCGCCACCCUACGGCAUCGACUACCCCACCCACAUGCCCACGGGGCGCUUCUCCAACGGACUCAACAUCCCCGACAUCAUCAGCGAGUACCUCGAGUCUGAGCCCGCGCUGCCGUACCUGAGCCCCUACCUCCGGGGCGACCAGCUGCUCGUCGGCGCCAACUUCGCCUCCGCCGGCGUCGGCAUCCUCAACGACACCGGCGUGCAAUUCGUGAACAUCAUUCGGAUCGGGCAGCAGCUGCAGAACUUCGAGGACUACCAGCGUAGGCUGGCCGGCUUCAUCGGCGAGGACGCGGCGAGGCAGCGCGUCAACCAGGCGCUCGUGCUCAUCACCCUCGGCGGCAACGACUUCGUCAACAACUACUACCUCGUCCCAUUCUCCGCCAGGUCCCAGCAGUACGAGAUCCACGACUACGUGCCCUUCAUCAUCUCUGAGUACAAGAAAGUGCUCGCGAGGCUGUACGAGCUGGGCGCCCGGCGCGUGAUCGUGACGGGGACGGGGAUGAUCGGGUGCGUACCGGCGGAGCUGGCCCUGCACAGCCUCGACGGCUCCUGCGCGCCGGACCUGACGCGCGCCGCCGACCUCUUCAACCCGCAGCUGGAGCAGAUGCUGACGGAGCUCAACGGCGAGGUGGGGCACGACAACGUCUUCAUCGCCGCCAACACCAACAGGGCCAGCUUCGACUUCCUCUUCAACCCGCAGCAGUACGGCUUCGUCACCGCCAAGGUGGCCUGCUGCGGCCAGGGCCCCUACAACGGGAUCGGCCUCUGCACGCCGGCGUCCAACGUGUGCGCCAACCGCGACGUCUACGCCUACUGGGACGCCUUCCACCCCACGGAGCGCGCCAACCGGAUCAUCGUCGGCAACUUCAUGCACGGCUCCACCGACCACAUCAGCCCCAUGAACCUCAGCACCAUCCUCGCCAUGGACAGCAGGAACUAGCUAGCUGGGACUAGCUCCAUCUGCGCGCACCAACCUACAUAUAUAUAGCUACAUAUAUAUGCUUAUAGUUGUUCCUAGUUGGUCGAACGAACGGCUCUCUGUAUGUGCCCUGAAGCUGGUGGUCUAGAAGUUUUUGGUUGAUGGGUCCUUGAUCUUCUUUUAUGGUUUAUUAGGUGAGAGUAAGUAAUGCAAGGUGGAUUAUGCUUGUUUAUGUUUGCUGCUCCAGAUUGUUUAGCGGCUAGGAACUUGAGACAGUGGUUUCUGCUCCAUUAAUUCAAGAAUUCGUUGUAGCUUGUGAAA
Messenger RNA from Lolium perenne, 1557 nucleotides. Its product is annotated as GDSL esterase/lipase LTL1. Gene Ontology annotation, molecular function: hydrolase activity, acting on ester bonds. The record is from RefSeq and is a predicted model, not a curated record. NCBI's taxonomy places the organism in Eukaryota, Viridiplantae, Streptophyta, Magnoliopsida, Poales, Poaceae.